CGAAACCGCAAAAACCGCAAAAGCCGCAAAGCCCGUGAUGGACAAUGGAAAAGGUUCCCACGAUCGACUCAGUGAAGGUGGUUCGGCAAAAUGUGUGUCGGACGAUGCAAAAUUCCCAUGGUCGUUCCCGUCGACAUAAUGACCGGGAUUAUCGGUAAAUUAUAUGUUCGGUUAUCAGGUCUUCAAGGACGGAUGGCAAACCAUCUCCACCCUCUACUUGAAGAGCAUAAAUGCGACUGUGACGAUCAUGAUGACAUGCUAACCUGGGUGAACGAGGCUGCUCCUUCUGGGCGUCAAUCCGUCGAAGACAUUGCUCUCUGCAUGCUCAACGUUAAUUUUACUGCACUACAUACGACUGCUAUGACGUUUACGCAUGUGGUCUUACACCUUGCCUCGAAGCCAGAAUACAUCGACAUUUUACGAUCCGAGAUAGAGGAUGCUGCAAACGGUAAUCCCCUUGACCAGGCUGCUUUGGAACGCUGCUGGAAGUUGGACUCGUUUCUGAAGGAAAGUCAGCGUUUGAAUGGUCUAGGCGCCCGGGAGCCUGUUCCCGCUUUAUGACGUCGUAUAUUAUCCUUUGACAUGGUUGUAUCCAGUUUCCCUUCCUCACUUGACAGUGACCCAGUACACCUUCGCAGAUGGAACUACCCUUCCAGCGG
This is a messenger RNA of Desarmillaria tabescens, 659 nucleotides long. Its product is annotated as cytochrome P450. The transcript has 4 exons. Bases 91 to 561 code for a protein of 156 amino acids. Gene Ontology annotation, molecular function: oxidoreductase activity, acting on paired donors, with incorporation or reduction of molecular oxygen; iron ion binding; monooxygenase activity. The record is from RefSeq and is a predicted model, not a curated record. Lineage: Eukaryota; Fungi; Basidiomycota; Agaricomycetes; Agaricales; Physalacriaceae.